AUGACCUUCUCCGAGCUCCUAGACCGCCUGGGUGGCUUCGGCCCUUUCCAGUUCCGACACCUGUGCCUGAUCGGCCUCCCAGCCUUGGGCUUAGCAAACCACAUACUGCUGCAGAUCUUCACAGCCACCACCCCUGACCACCACUGCCUCCCACCCCCAAACGCCUCUGCGGGGCCCUGGGUGCUCCCCACGGAUCUAGAUGGGAAGGCUGAGAGGUGCCUCCGUUUUGUGUAUCUGCCCAACGCCAGCCUACCUAACGGCACACAGGGGGCCACAGAGCCGUGUCUGGACGGCUGGGCCUACGGCAUCAACACCAGGUACUCCAUCGUGUCAGAGUGGGACUUGGUGUGUGACUCCUACAAACUGAAGGAGUUGGCCCAGUCUAGCUUCAUGGCCGGAGUGCUGAUUGGUGGGCUCGUGUUUGGAAACCUAUCUGACAGGUUUGGCCGUAAAAUAAUCCUGUCCUGGAGCUACCUGCUGUUGGCCGCCAGCGGCUGCUGUACCGCCUUCAGCCCCACCUUCCUCACCUACCUGAUCUUACGCUUCCUGUCCGGCAGCAGCAUCUCAGGCAUUAUCCUGAGCUCGGUGAUCCUGGUUGUUGAGUGGGUGCCCACCCAGCUCCGGGCCAUCCUGUCUACGUACGUUGGCUACUGCUACACCAUUGGCCAGUUCAUCCUGCCUGGACUGGCCUACAUCAUACCUCAGUGGCGCUGGCUACAGUUCACGGUGUCCGUUCCCUUCUUCAUUGCCUUCCUGUGGUCCUGGUGGAUAGCAGAAUCUGUACGCUGGAUGGUCCUGUCCGGAAGGUCAUCCAAAGUCCUGAAGAUACUCCGCCGCAUGGCUGCUUUCAACGGCAAAAAGGAGGAAGGAGAAAAGCUCAGCUUAGAGGAGCUCAAACUCAACCUGCAGACAGAGAUCUCCUUGGCCAAGGCCAAGUACAGCGUAGUUGACUUGCUCCGGACACCUGUCAUACGCCGCAUAACCUUCUGUCUUGCCUUGGCCUGGUUUUCCACUGGUUUUGCCUACUACAGUUUGGCCAUGAGUGUGGAAGACUUUGGGGUCAACAUCUAUAUUCUCCAGAUCAUCUUUGGGGGCAUUGACAUCCCAGCCAAGUUCAUCACUAUCCUCUCCAUGAGCUACAUGGGCCGGCACACCACGGAGGCUGCUUCUCUGCUCCUGGCAGGAGGGGCCAUCUUGGCUCUCAUCUUUGUGCCCUCGGACCUGCAGACCCUGAGGACAGUGCUGGCCGUGUUUGGGAAGGGGUGUCUGUCUAGCUCUUUCAGCUGCCUCUUUCUCUACACAAGCGAGCUGUAUCCCACCGUUAUUCGGCAAACAGGCUUGGGCAUAAAUAACCUGUGGACCCGCAUGGGCAGUAUGUUGGCUCCAAUGGUGAAGACCCUGGCCGAGGUGCAACCCUUCAUCCCCAAUGUCAUCUACGGGGUCUUCGCCCUCGUGGGAGGCAGUGCCGCCCUCUUCCUACCUGAGACCCUCAAUCAUCCACUGCCGGAGACCAUUGAAGACAUAGAAAACUGGUUCCAGCAGGCCAAGGAGCCAGAGCGGGAACUGGAAGUGGACAAGAUCUCCCAGAGGGUCCCUCUGCAGCCCUGUGAUCCUGGCCGGCUCCCCAGCUGA
Messenger RNA from Chrysochloris asiatica (Cape golden mole), 1632 nucleotides. It is a transcript of the gene SLC22A8, whose product is annotated as solute carrier family 22 (organic anion transporter), member 8. The transcript has 10 exons. Gene Ontology annotation, molecular function: transmembrane transporter activity. Gene Ontology annotation, cellular component: membrane. The record is from RefSeq and is a predicted model, not a curated record. Gene Ontology annotation, biological process: transmembrane transport. Bases 1 to 1632 code for a protein of 543 amino acids. NCBI's taxonomy places the organism in Eukaryota, Metazoa, Chordata, Mammalia, Afrosoricida, Chrysochloridae.